AUGCUCGUGGCAAACCUGGUGCUGUGGUGCACCGUCGCGGUCAUCCUCGCGCUCAUCGGCACGGACCUCGUGCAGAGCCACUUCGAGCACGUCGGAGAGGUUGCGUGGACGGCGAGGUUCGGUCCCGGCACGCUGCUCUUUGCCGCGCAGGCCGUGGUGGCCUUCGAGGGGAUCGGCAUCGUGCUGCCGGUACGCGAGGCGAUGAGCGAGCCGGAGGCGUUCCCACGCAUGAUCGUCGCGUGCAUGGCCCUCGGCACCGUCGCCUUCCUCGUCUUCGGGAUCUGCUCGUACGCGACCGCAACCUUCGUCACCCUCAACCUGAACGGCGGCGCGGCGCUCGGCGUCCGCGCCGCCUUCGUGCUCACCGUCGUGCUCACCUACCCGCUCCAGUUCUUCCCCGCGAUGGUCGCUCUCGAGGACAAGCUCGGCCUCUCCGACGAGAGCGGCCUGCUGCCCUGCUGCGCGGCGCGCACCUGCCUCGUCCUCGCCGCCUUUGCCAGCUCGCUCUACGCGCCGUACGAGAACCUGAUGGGGCUCGCCGGCGGACUGUGCGCGGUGCCGCUCGCCUUCAUCUUUCCCGGCUGGUUCCACUUGCGGCUGUGCAAGCCGCGGUACGGCGAGGGGCGCGCCCUCGAUAUCACGCUCGUUGCGUUUGGAGUUGUGAUGGCGCCAGUCGCGGUGGUCAGCGCCAUCCUCUCCUGGCACUGA
Emiliania huxleyi CCMP1516 is the source of this 708-nucleotide messenger RNA. RefSeq lists its product as hypothetical. Gene Ontology annotation, molecular function: amino acid transmembrane transporter activity. The coding region runs from base 1 to 708 and encodes 235 amino acids. The record is from RefSeq and is a predicted model, not a curated record. Lineage: Eukaryota; Haptophyta; Isochrysidales; Noelaerhabdaceae. The transcript is spliced from 4 exons. Gene Ontology annotation, biological process: amino acid transmembrane transport.